Molecule: messenger RNA, 1926 nt
Organism: Symsagittifera roscoffensis
Lineage: Eukaryota; Metazoa; Xenacoelomorpha; Acoela; Convolutidae
Product: calcium/calmodulin-dependent protein kinase type 1D-like
Exons: 5
Coding region: 675-1757 (360 amino acids)
Biological process (GO): protein phosphorylation
Molecular function (GO): ATP binding; protein kinase activity
Source: RefSeq, a predicted model, not a curated record
CUCCUGACACACUCAAUAAAUUCCUUCUUUUUCUUUCCAAAUAUAAAGCGUGUAGCUAUAUACUACAAUACCUGCUGCAUUAUCUUUUUUUUCUUUUCUAACAUGGUACUAAUACAACUAUAGUAUUCCUUUGUUUUGCAAAAUUGAGAACUGAGUAGAUUUUUUUUACAAAUGCUGUGAAUUCUCAUUUGAUUGCAAACAUCUGCGAUUUUAGCAGAUAAAUACACGCAAUUUACUUCAUUGCCAUUUUGAAAAGGUUGCUUUUGCUGCUUUUCUCAUCAUUAUAUGCCAUAAAAAAUGGUAUUGAUUAGACCAUUCAACGACUAACGCUAUCACCCAUCUUUGUCCUAUUUAAAUGACGUAAGUGGUGGAAUUAACAGCCUGAUAAUUGAAAUUUGACAACUCUAAUUUAUCUUAAAUGCUACCUUAUUUUUUGUUACCUGAUAUUGAAAUUGUUCUGACGUCAUUUAGGUUUUAAUUUUACCGACGACCAAAAAUCUCAACUUUAAUUGCCAUAUUUGUACAUCGUGCUUCGAAAUGCUUUUCCCAUAAACUUGUUCAUUAACCCCAUAUUUACCGGGCAAAAUAUCAGAGCAAAAAACCCCACAUUUACCGGGUAAGUUGAAAGCUUCCCUUACGCUAAAAAGCCUCAUUAUUGAGUUACCACUUAUGGUAUGGAUUCCUUCGAGAUUAAAUACGAGUCGUUGGCUUCCAUUGGAAUCGGAUGCUACUCCGAGGUGUUCAAAGUCAGGAGCCGAGCCCACGACGACUCCCUGUUUGCGGCCAAGAAGAUCCCAGUGAAGUAUCUGAACUGUGCGGACUCCACUCUUCUCAAGGAGAUCGAGAUCCUCAAGAUGAUCACUCACUCCAACAUCGUAUCCCUACUAGACUACGCAGCUUCAAACGACUUCAUCUAUUUGAUCAUGGAAUUGGCAGAAGGUGGUGAUCUGUUCGAGAGGAUAGUGUCCACGGGGAAGUUCUCUGAGGCAGACACGAGGAGGAUCACGCGACAGAUGGUGGACGCAUGUGCCUACUUACACAGCAUAGAUGUAGUUCAUAGAGACCUGAAGCCUGAGAACGUGCUGUUCAAGUCAAAAGAUGCGUCCUCUCCAAUCAUGAUAACCGACUUUGGUUUGUCUGCCUUGUACACUAAUGAUAAGAUGCUCAAGACAGCCUGUGGUACUCCAGGGUAUGCUGCACCUGAAGUGCUGCAAAGAGUACCCUACAAUGAAAAGGUUGACAGUUGGUCCAUAGGAGUCAUUACGUACAUCCUCCUAUGUGGGUACCCUCCUUUUUACAACGAAGAAGACAGCGACGUUUUGUUACACCAGCAAGUGCUCGACUGUGACUUCAAGUUCCACAGCUCCUCCUGGGAUCACAUCUCCACCGAGGCCAAAGAUUUCAUCAGACUCCUUCUAGUCAAAGACUUCCAAGCUAGAUUAUCAUGUACAGAUGCCUUGAGAAACACCUGGUUGCAGAAACAACCGGAUUCCCAUACGCUUAGCAGUCCCGAACAUUCAAAAGAUACUGAAGUUUCAGGUGAAAAGGGUUCGACUACGCCUGGAAUAUGCGAAGGAAUUGCAGAAAAUUCGGAAAAAGAAAGUCCAAAUGUUGGUUCGAGUAGUCAAAGCAAUGGACUUUUGGCACCCUCGGAAAGCAUUGGAGAUCGAAGACAUUCCUCAGGGAGUCAGUGGCAAAAAGCGAUGGAUUUUGUAUCUGCAGUUGAAAACUCUUUUAAAUCUCUUAAUUUGCUGUGAUGAUUUUUGCGUGAUGUGAUGCAAUAAAUUGAUUUAAAAAAGCCCAAUUGCUUAAAUCAGUAUGUUCACUUUUACUGACUGAUUCAGUUUUUUUUUCAUACAUUGCAGCCUGUAAUCAUCAUAAUUUUUUCAAGCAAAGCCUGUUUAGAAGCUGCUUGCUCAGCAGAGU